This is a messenger RNA of Sesamum indicum (sesame), 1744 nucleotides long. Its product is annotated as putative magnesium transporter NIPA6. Gene Ontology annotation, cellular component: membrane. Gene Ontology annotation, biological process: magnesium ion transport. Gene Ontology annotation, molecular function: magnesium ion transmembrane transporter activity. NCBI's taxonomy places the organism in Eukaryota, Viridiplantae, Streptophyta, Magnoliopsida, Lamiales, Pedaliaceae. The record is from RefSeq and is a predicted model, not a curated record.
AGAAAGAGAAAUCAGAAAUACAGCUCCGCCUCCCUCGGGAUCAUACCUGUCCGCCGCCAGCUGAGUCGUUGACUCCAUUUUACUUUCCUUUUUUCUCUUACAUUUUUCACCCACCGUUGUAGCCGAUUCAUUAUGAACCCACAAUCAUAGGUGUGUUUGGAUAGCAGUAAACAGUUAAAGCGCCGGCGGCAUUACCGUUUUACCUUCAUUUUUUGUUUUCUAUCGUCAUUGGUGGUUGAAGAUUCUCCGGUCGUGUGAUUGGAGGGAAUUCGGUUUCGUCGGAUUCUGCGGUUUUUUACUUGCUCUUUUUGUGUAGACUUUAUCAAACAGUGGAAUGGGUGUUCUCUUUUGGCAGAUUGAUUAGUCUAUAUCGAGUAUAAAGAUACAGCAUCUCCGUGCGUGUGUGUUAGGGGACGGAGAGAACGAGUGAUGGGGGUUUCGGAUAAUACCAGAGGAUUAGUAUUGGCAAUGCUGUCGAGUUUGUUCAUUGGAACGAGCUUUAUUUUGAAGAAAAAAGGUCUUCGCCAGGCUUCUGCUGCUGGUACACGCGCAGGUGUUGGAGGCUACACUUACUUAUUAGAACCUCUUUGGUGGGCAGGCAUGAUUACAAUGAUUGUUGGAGAGGUUGCGAAUUUUGUUGCUUAUAUUUAUGCUCCAGCUGUUCUUGUCACUCCUCUUGGUGCAUUGAGUAUUAUUGUUAGUGCUGUUCUGGCACACUUUCUGUUAAAGGAACGGUUGAGACAGAUGGGCGUACUGGGAUGCGUUUCUUGCAUCGUAGGGUCGGUAGUAAUUGUUAUUCAUGCCCCUCAAGAACAAACUCCGAUUUCUGUACAAGAAGUCUGGGAUUUGGCUACCCAACCAGCAUUUCUAAUAUAUGUGGCAGCUACAUUAUCCACGGUGCUAGUGCUGAUUGUGCAUUUUCAGCCUCUCUAUGGGCAGACAAAUGUACUGGUUUACCUAGGAAUUUGUUCCUUAAUGGGUGCAAUUACGGUUGUAAGCAUAAAGGCAAUCGGGAUAGCAAUAAAACUUACUUUGGAGGGGAUCAAUCAAUUUGGAUACGCUCAGACUUGGUUUUUCCUUUCGGUUGCGGUGAUCUGUGUGAUCACACAGUUAAAUUAUCUGAACAAGGCACUUGACACUUUCAAUGCUGCAAUUGUUUCUCCUAUAUAUUAUGUGAUGUUCACAACUCUGACUAUCACUGCGAGUGCUAUAAUGUUCAAGGACUGGUCAGGUCAGAAUCUUAGCAGCAUAACCUCUGAAAUAUGCGGAUUCAUCACGGUUCUCACAGGAACUGUCAUACUUCACAUGACAAGAGAAGAAGAGCCAACAGCUACCACAGGAAUUCCAAAAGGAACCAUAACUUGGUAUGAUGGAGAUCCAUCAAAAGCUUUACAAGAGGCUCCUUUUAUCAGAUUGGAUAACUCAGACUACUUUGAUUAACCAAAAAUUUUGACAUACAAACAUGGAACAUAAUUAUAAUUCCCAGCUGUUAUCCUUUUCGCCACAAACCAAUGCCUACACUUCUGGGUUAAUGGAUUCACGGGCAGAGUUUAUUCUGCAACAAAGGAAGGAAUUUGGCCUUCUUUAACCUCUGCUGGGAAUUGCAUCAAUGAAGUUACCUACGAAGAGAAUUUGUAGAUAUGCCCCUGGUUUUUUAAUUCUUUGUUAUUAAAAGUUCUCUUUACGAUCGUUUGCUUUAAGAUAUGUUUGUUGCUGAUUAUAGUUUGACUUGAUUCCCCCCCCC